GCUUCAUAAACAAGCCGCCGCCACCUGGCUGCACAGUGUUCCCACUGGCACUUCCACCACAUCGGCGCAGCGGCUCACAGAACAUGGCACUAGCCGACACGGAGCGCGCGGUGCCCGGCUGCGGGGACUCCGGCUCCCCGUUCUCGGAGAUCAUCGAGCUGAACGUCGGCGGACAGGUGUACGUCACCAGGCACACGACUCUCAUCGCCGUGCCGGACUCGCUGCUGUGGACCAUGUUCAACAAGAAGUGCCCCAAGGAGUUGGCGAGGGAUAGCAAAGGACGCUUCUUCUUGGACAGGGACGGCUUCUUGUUCCGCUACAUCCUAGAUUACCUCCGCGACCUGAACCUGGUCCUGCCGGACUACUUCCCGGAGAAAAGUCGUCUGCAGAGGGAGGCCGACUUCUUCCAGCUGCGGGACCUGGCCAAGCAACUCAGCCCGCGCGUGAGCAAGGACAACUCCAUCAGCGAGGAGAUCGGCCACAGCGACACGGAGGAGGGCGCGCAGCAGUGCGGCCCCUCCGGCGGCGGCGGCGCGGAGACUUUGCGCGUGAUGUCGUUCGGCGGGGCCACCACGCGCACCCCGUCGCUGGACUCCAGGAAGUCGGGCUACAUCACGAUAGGAUACCGCGGCUCGUACACCAUCGGCAGAGACAUCCAGACCGACGCCAAAUUCCGGAGAGUGGCGCGCAUCACCGUGUGCGGCAAGACGGCGCUGGCCAAAGAAGUGUUCGGGGACACGCUGAACGAGAGCCGGGACCCGGACCGGCCCCCGGAGAGAUACACGUCCCGCUACUAUCUCAAGUAUAAUUUUCUAGAGCAGGCGUUUGACAAGCUGACAGAGGUGGGCUUCCACAUGGUGGCCUGCAGCUCCACGGGCACGUGCGCCUACACCAGCAAUGACCCCAACGAGGACAAAAUCUGGACAAGCUACACUGAAUAUGUCUUCUGUCGGGAUUAAGCAGCAGGUCGAUGUAAAUAGACAUUUCAUAAUCUAGAGGGGAAUGUCUUUUUAAUAGAGUAGUCCGUCUGCUGUGUUGAAUUUUUCGAGUGACUGAAACAUAUUGUUCCAUUAUUCUGGGAAUAUAUUGCCAGCUCUGUUUAAAAAAAUAAAUAUAUUUUUAAACCAGAGAAACACAUGCCUCUACAAAGAGGCCACCAUCUCUCCUCCUCACAGAACUGCAUAUGAAUGUCUCUGUGAGAAGAAGCAGCCAUUAGUAUUCAGUGUCACUGUAACUUCAUCACUUGAUCACAUGUUUUUAGGCCAAGUCUCUUGUAUACCAUCCAUCAGGCUCUCAUGCAUCCUUGUUCUAUUGCUGACAUGACUGUAAGUGUAUCUGCUUGCUCGGUGGAGUUGUGUUUGUAAAAAAAAAAACCCUGUUUAGGUGAAAUAAAAUCUUGUGCUCGGCUA
Pseudoliparis swirei is the source of this 1409-nucleotide messenger RNA. RefSeq names its product potassium channel tetramerisation domain containing 12.1 (gene kctd12.1). Gene Ontology annotation, molecular function: protein binding. Gene Ontology annotation, biological process: regulation of G protein-coupled receptor signaling pathway; protein homooligomerization. The record is from RefSeq and is a predicted model, not a curated record. The coding region runs from base 84 to 959 and encodes 291 amino acids. Gene Ontology annotation, cellular component: presynaptic membrane; postsynaptic membrane. The transcript has a single exon. Lineage: Eukaryota; Metazoa; Chordata; Actinopteri; Perciformes; Liparidae.